AUGAACCACGUGGGCGACGUGCGCCACGAGGUGAACAAUGACGUUCUAUCUGAGCUCAUGCGCGAAGGAGAGGACCGACGAGCGUCCGAGCAGCGCCAACGGGAGCUACGGCACGAGCAGAAGUCAGUGCGCUGGAGACUGUUUGGCGCGACUGUCAUGUUCCUGACUCGACUCGUUGUGGACCUCUGUCGGCGCGGCCAUCAGUGUGUACAGCAUAGUAUGCUGCGCUGCAUACUAUGCUCGUCGAUCGGUGGAUCGUCCAGUCGGCACGCUCUUCGAUCUGUCCUACUCAAAGAUGAGCGCGCUGCGCCUAUUGCUGGCUACGGGGCUGGCGUUUGCACUGUCCUACAUUGUGGGAUCAUCGGUCUCAUUCCUAUCGGUCGCCAGUCGAGACUGAAUGCGAACGAGCUGAACGAAGAUAAGAUUCGGUCACGGAUCAUAGUGGACCGAGCGCGUGCGUUCGUGCCUGAGAUGCGCCAAGUGUUCCGUCGUGAACAAACUGACGGCCUGAAGCUGGGCAGAAGCGAAUCUGGAUGCGAGAACACGGUUCAGGGGAUGGAGAUACUCACUGAUUCUAUGGUGUGCACCCGGUCUCAGCUGGACAAGGCGAGAUGUGGCUGCUGCAACUCGAUCGACACCAGUCUCCCGCGGAUCCAGCAGUACACGGGCGACCGAUGCGAUACGGACCCGCCGCAUUGCUGCAAUGUCUUUGAGCAGUGUGUGUCCUGCUGCAUGCACCCACUCAAUUCCGCCACGCGUCGGGAGCUCCUUACACACGCGGACCCAACUCACCCGAUCUACAGUGAACCCGCUGCGAUCACUGUGUUCCAGUACUGCCAGUACCGCUGUCGCACCUCGUCGGCAAGUGUGCAGCAUCAAAACUCGUAUCGAAGCCACCGCCUGUUCUGCUACGGUAUCCAUCGACCGCUGAAGGUCCUUCCGACCUUCAACAGCGACGGCCUUCACGACGACUGGAGCACUGCUGCCUCUCGUGAAGAAGCACGAGAAAACCUCCUACCGACCGCGCAGCUGGAGCUGGAUCCGUACUACCAGAAGUACGAGUCACGCGACCAAGUAAGUGGCCAUCGGACCAACGAGUCGACUCUCAGAGCUCGUCGCGAGACAAAGCAGCUGCACGUAGCGCUACAGCCCAACGUGAGCUUUCCGGCCACGUUUCUCCAUUGCUGUCACACGAAAGGCCUAACGAAGCGCAGCGAAGCUUUGACGUGCGCUCGCUGGUCAACUGUGCGUUUGUGUGGACAAUUUGGCUCGAAUGAUUCCCAGCGACGCCCUAUCGUCGCCUGCAUGUACUAUCCCAAUUUCUCUUUGCUUAUCGAUUAG
Molecule: messenger RNA, 1341 nt
Organism: Hyaloperonospora brassicae
Lineage: Eukaryota; Oomycota; Peronosporomycetes; Peronosporales; Peronosporaceae
Source: the annotation of a GenBank genome assembly